This is a messenger RNA of Microcebus murinus (gray mouse lemur), 2484 nucleotides long. Lineage: Eukaryota; Metazoa; Chordata; Mammalia; Primates; Cheirogaleidae. The record is from RefSeq and is a predicted model, not a curated record.
UCAUCCCUGGGGCCUCAGCCCAGUGCCAAGCAUGCAGCCCAACCUGUGGGACCUGCAUGACCACAGCACCCACUGGGCCCCACCAGGGUGUCAACCUGGGCCAUGGGCCAGACAGGGCAGGGCGUGCAGCCCAUUUUCCCCAGAGAUGAAGGACUAGGCUUAGGACAGUGAGCAACCUGUCCACUGGGCGGGAGACAGAACCCACACAGGGACCCAGGUGUCCUGCUCCUGGCUGGGGUUCUCAUCACAGGUGGGGUGCCCCCUGCCCCAGGCCAGGGCAGAGCUCCCAGCACCAAGGGCACGGCACCCCCAGGCCCAACGGGGUGAGAGCUCCUAGGCUAGGUGAGAUGCAGCUGAGUGCCUGAGACCCAGCAGAGUUGCCACAGGGCCGGCCAAAGACGUCAGGCAGGGGUGCUUGGAUGUCUGUGGAGUGACUGUAUGAACGAAAGCAGAGUCCAGAACAGGGCCCGGGCCGCUUCCAGAAGGUUCCUUAGGGUUGCAAGGAGGGCCUGUGGCCAUCUUCUGCAUGUGGUAAGACCUUGGCCCAGCUGCUCUUCUGUGUGGGACACGUAUAGUUUCAGCAUCAGGAGUGAAAAGAUUGGUGUUCUUCCGUCUGUCUGUCCAUCCACCCAGUGAACCCCACAGCCUCUGCCCUGGGUUGGGGUGUAGCAGUGGGCGGGGGAGGGGCAGUAUUUAUCUCCUCCUUACCUGCUAGCCCAGGACUUUGUGUCUUUGUUAUUGUCCAACACGCUGUCCCCACUAGAAUGUCACCCUGACGAGACGGGGCUGUGCGGAGGUCUGGGUGUGUGACCCUGACGAGGGGCAGAGCAGGUGGCGUGUCUCCGGUUGGGGGGGUUUCAGUGUUCUUUGGCAGGAUCCUGGAUACUUCUUUCCAACUGUUCCCCCCACACUGAAAAAAUGAGCUGUGGAGUGAGCCAACCCACCAGCCCUGCUCUGUGUGUCACAGUUUGUAUCAAAAAAUGGAUGAUCCAGAGACAGGUUUCAACCUGAAGGUCGUCCUGGUCAGUUUCCAGCAGUGUCUCAACGAGAAGGAAGAGAUCCUGUUGGACCACUACAUCACCGGCUGGAAGGGGCUGGUCAGGUUCCUGAGCAGCCUGGGCACCAUCUUCUCCUUCAUCACCAAGGACGUGGCCUCAAAGCUGCAGAUCAUGGAGCAUCUGAGGACCGGCCCCCAGGGCGAGCACUAUAGCAGCCUGCAGUCCAUGGUGGCCUACGAGGUGGGCCACCAGUUGGUGGACCUGGAGCGCCGCUCACGCCACCCCGACUCAGGCUGCCGGACUGUGCUGCGCCUGCACCGAGCCCUGCACUGGCUGCAGCUGUUCCUCGAAGGCCUGCGCACCAGCCCCGAGGACGCGCGCACCUCCACGCUCUGCUCCGACUCCUACAACACCUCGUUGGCUGCCUACCACCCCUGGAUCGUGCGCCGGGCUGUCACUGUGGCCUUCUGCACUCUGCCCACACGCAAGGUCUUCCUGGAGGCCAUGAACGUGGGGACCCCUGAGCAGGCUGUGGAGAUGCUGGGGGAGGCCCUGCCCUUCAUCGAGCACGUCUACGAUAUCUCCCAGAAACUCUACUCCGAGCACUCCCUGCUGGACCUGCCCUAGCGGAUGGGGGCCCCAGCCGGGCGGGCGUCCCCUGCUGCAGAGGUGGGCUGGAGCAGCCAGGGCCCAUUAAUCCCAGGACAGCGCUUUCUGGGUUCCCUGAAAACAGGAGACCCACUGUUGCAAGCUGAGCACGUGGGGAGUCACAGGCUGUGGCCAGGCCAGGAAGAGGCCCCUCCGCCACAGCCUCACCUCCGGCCUCGUGUGCUCAGUCAGGCCUCACCGAGGCACAGACAGCAGAGAAGGGGCAAGACCGGUGCACGCAGAGCAGGACGGGUGGCCCCAGCCGCCUAGAGCAGACUCCAGGAAGUGGGGUGAAGUCGCAGGUCCCUGGGGUGUGGUGGCUUGGUCCUCCCCACCAGCCAGCAUGUGUCCUUCUCGUGCCAAGCUCAGGUCCAGGACGCAGCGUCUGUGCCCCGGUGGGUGGCUGACCCCAGGCAUGGGGAGAAUCCUCAGACAGGGUCUGGGCACUUGGGCUCUCCCUGCCCCUCGCUGCCUGGUUGGCCUCACACCGUGCUGAGUAGGCCAGGGGCAGUGACGGUGGGAGGUGAAGCCCAAAGCUGAGCUUCCCCCAAAAGUGCCCACCCCGCCCUCAGGAUGCAGCCCUCAGGGUGGCGGCUCCCGAUGGACACAGGAGCUGGGACUCUGCCCCCAGCGCCAGGGAGAUGCUCUGUUCCUUCACCCCCACCCCUUGCUGUCUUGUCCCCACAGUGCUCCAGAGACCCAGGGGGUUACAGAACAGGAGGGGCUGGACCCCGUUGCCUAGGUGACAGCUACCAGACCACCACAGUGCAGCAGGCACACAGGCUUGUUGGGGGUACUUGGGUGUGUUUUCCAACAUGAAUAAAUUACACUUACGGCA